Molecule: messenger RNA, 8748 nt
Organism: Closterium sp. NIES-65
Lineage: Eukaryota; Viridiplantae; Streptophyta; Zygnematophyceae; Desmidiales; Closteriaceae
Source: the annotation of a GenBank genome assembly
AUGGGGUCGGUGUGCUUUAAAGCCCAAAAGGAAGCGGAAGAGGGGGAGAGAGAGCAGAAUAAAUCAAGGGAAGAGCAGCGGCAGCAGGCACAACCCGAAUCUGGUCAGUCCCAGCAGCAGCAGCAGCAGCAGCAACUGCAGGAGGCGGAGGGAGCAGUGGCAGAGAAGCGGCAGGAGGAACAGCCACAAUCCGACGAGCAGAGACAACCGUCUGAUGGUGCUGUACUUACGGAUCAAGGGCCUGGGAAAGCCCAGCCAUCCGAGCAACAGCAGGCCGCACAUGGAGACAGGGCGGCGGAAAGUAACGGCAUACCAGCAGGACCAGCAGCGUCACAACCCCUAAUGCAACCACAGCCACAGGCACAGCCCCAGCUAGCUUCAGCAACAGACUCUUCAGCAGCACCAGUUCACAACAGUAGCGACUACAGCAACAACAACAACACCAGUGGCGGUGGCACCGGCAGUGGUAACGGCAGUGGCAAGGCAGCAGCGGGCCCUGAGUUUCGACGAAUGGCACUGGAGGAGCUGAUGGCAGCUACCAACAACUUCAGUGAGAAGAACGUGGUAUCAGAGGGCGGGAGGCAGGCACUGAACGUGGUGUACCGGGGGGUGCUGGGGCCAGAGGGGCUGCCAGUGGCAGUGAAGCGGUUCCAGAAGAAGGAGUGGGAGAACGCACAGCAGUUUGCGGGGUACGCGCUGGGGCUGGAAUGGCUGCAAGUGGCAGUGAAGCGGUUCCAGAAGAAGGAGUGGGAGAACGCCCAGCAGUUUGCAGUGAGUGGUGGAUUGUGUUUGGCUGACCGCCGCCUCCCCUUAUGCUUCUGCGCUGGUCCUGUCCCGCCUCGCUUCGCAGGUCCUCCGCACUCAUCCGUGCUCCUGCUCGCCCCCACUGCCGCUCUGGCGAGCAAUGCGCCCUCGCCCGUCCUUCCCUUAGCGUUCCGCGCUGCCAGUGCCUCUCGGGCGGUGGGGAUCUCUCGUCCCUUCUUCCUCCAUGCCCGCGGCGACUUUCUUGCAGAUGCCACUCCUCCUCCCAUCUCCCUCCCUGCUUACGCUGCAGAUCUAGCGAACGUGCCUCGCCCCUUGCCCUUCCCUCGUUGUGCCGCUGCGGAUCAGGCGAGCCAGACUCGCCAGUCCGUCUUCUAUCUCGUUGCCAAUGCUCAUCAGGCGAGCGCGCCCCGCCUCCCUGCCUCCCAUCAUGGUGCCGACGCGGAGCAGGCGAGCGCGGCCCUCCGUUCCACCCUCCUCCGCGCUGCCGACGCGGAUCAGGCGAGCACGACCCUCCGUUCCGCACUCCUCCGCGCUGCUGACGCGGAUCAGGCGAGCGCGACCCUCCGUUCCGCCCUCCUCCGCGCUGCCGACGCGGAUCAGGCGAGCGCGACCCUCCGUUCCGCCCUCCUCCGCGCUGCCGACGCGGAUCAGGCGAGCGCGACCCUCCGUUCCGCCCUCCUCCGCGCUGCCGACGCGGAUCAGGCGAGCGCGACCCUCCGUUCCGCCCUCCUCCGCGCUGCCGACGCGGAUCAGGCGAGCGCGACCCUCCGUUCCGCCCUCCUCCGCGCUGCCGACGCGGAUCAGGCGAGCGCGACCCUCCGUUCCGCCCUCCUCCGCGCUGCCGACGCGGAUCAGGCGAGCGCGACCCUCCGUUCCGCCCUCCUCUGCGCUGCCGACGCGGAUCAGGCGAGCGCGACCCUCCGUUCCGCCCUCCUCCGCGCUGCCGACGCGGAACAGGCGAGCGCGACCCUCCGUUCCGCCCUCCUCCGCGCUGCUGACGCGGAUCAGGCGAGCGCGACCCUCCGUUCCGCCCUCCUCCGCGCUGCCGACGCGGAUCAGGCGAGCGCGACCCUCCGUUCCGCCCUCCUCCGCGCUGCCGACGCGGAUCAGGCGAGCGCGACCCUCCGUUCCGCCCUCCUCUGCGCUGCCGACGCGGAUCAGGCGAGCGCGACCCUCCGUUCCGCCCUCCUCCGCGCUGCCGACGCGGAUCAGGCGAGCGCGACCCUCCGUUCCGCCCUCCUCCGCGCUGCCGACGCGGAUCAGGCGAGCGCGACCCUCCGUUCCGCCCUCCUCUGCGCUGCCGACGCGGAUCAGGCGAGCGCGACCCUCCGUUCCGCCCUCCUCCGCGCUGCCGACGCGGAUCAGGCGAGCGCGACCCUCCGUUCCGCCCUCCUCCGCGCUGCCGACGCGGAUCAGGUGAGAACUCGUCCCUGGGCACUUCAUAUCGCAUCUCCGCUCGCCCCCGCUGCUGCUCUGACGAAUGAUUCGCCUUCGCUCGCGCGUCCUGGCUGCUUCCAUGCUGCCGCUCUACCCCUGGCGAAGGUGACCACGCGUCACGCCUUCCUCUACGUGGCCGAUGCGGGUCUGGCGAGCGUAAUUCAUCACUUCGCCUUCCCCCUCCCAGCCGAUGCAGAUCUGGCGAGCAUAACCUGUCGCCUCGCUUUCCUCCGCACAUGUGAUGCAGUUCUGAUGCAUGCGGCCCCUCUUUUCGCCUUCCUUCGUCCUGCCGAUGCGUAUCUAGAGGAUGAUCUUCUUCCGCACGCUCAUACGUCAUGGUGCUCCCGCGGUCUCCUCCACCGCGACGGCGCUCCCCUUCUCCCGGCGAGCCUGGCGCUCCCGAAUCUCGGCGACGUCGUCCGCCGCCUCCCUCUUCUCGUCGUCCAUCAAGCCGCCACGGAUCGCCGCCCGUCAUGGCAGAUCCCGAUCCGUCCAGAAGGAAUGGGAGGACACCCAGCAGGAAGAAGCUACAGCAGUGGAGCAGCGUGGAAGGAGCAGCCACCCAGGACUCACAUUGCCGCUUGCUUGCUGGGCCUAUGCCUUCCCCUCCUGAGAAAUUCGACAGCAGGAGGGGAAGACACAGGCCGUCCAGCAGGAAGAAGCUACAACAGUGGAGCAGCGUGGAAGGAGCAGCCUCCCAGGACUCACAUUGCUGCUGGGCUUCUGCUGCGGAAGGAGCGACCUCUGAGUCGACUCAAAAGGCGUCUGCUGCCCCCCCCCCCCCCCCAGUUCCCCUCCAUCGUCCCUGUUCCCCCCCACCCCACGCAUCCAAUAGGCUUUUGCUUCUGUCAUCCCUCUCCCCCACCACACAGCCAACAGGCAGACGCCAUAGCAGCAGACGCCACGGCAGUGGGCAGCAUUCGCUACCCGGGGCUCACAUCGCUGCUGGGCUUCUGCUGUCCGCGCUUGUUCUUCUCCUCUCCUCUUGUCCCUCACGGUCACCCCACCCGCCAUCACACCCAACAGGCAGACGCCACGGCAGUGGGCAGCAUUCGCUACCCGGGGCUCACAUCGCUGCUGGGCUUCUGCUGUCAGGGCGAGCACCGGCUGCUCAUCUCUGACUUCAUGCCCAACUGCACGCUUGCUCAGCACCUGUUUCAUUGGGAGCAGCGCCCCAUGUCCUGGCUAGCCAGGCUGGCAGUGGCCGUGCAUGUGGUGCAAGCACUGGAGCAUCUGGGGCAGGAGGGAGCAGCGGCUCAUGUCCUGGCUGGCCAGACUGGCAGUGGCCGUGCAAGGGAGCAACGCCCUAUGUCUUGGCUGGCACGGCUGGCAGUGGCCAUGCGUGUGGUGCAAGCACUGGAGCAUCUGGGGCGUGAGAAGGGCAUACUCAGUGACACUCCUCCCCACCGCAUUUCACACCCUGCUUGCCUGUUCUCAGGGGAGCAACGCCCUAUGUCUUGGCUGGCACGGCUGGCAGUGGCCAUGCGUGUGGCGCAAGCACUGGAGCAUCUGGGGAGGGAGAAGGGAAUGCCUGUGUAUCAUGACCUUAACCCUUACAAAGUGCUGCUGGAUAAGGACAAUGAACCCAAGCUUUCAUGCUUCGGCCUCAUCAAGCCUCUCAAGGACGGUCGCUACAGCUCCAAUCUGGACUAUCUACCUCCUGAGCAGCUGUUACAUGGGAGGGUGACAGCAGAGAGUGUGGUGUACAGCUUUGGACUCAUCCUCCUGGCUCUCUUUAGUGGCAAGAGCAUUCGCCCCACACAGUUCCUGGAGAUGGUGGAGGAGAAGCAGGAUCUAUCCCUCCUGCUAGACAGCAACCUCCUUUCGCACGCACCAAGUGUGGAAUUUGCUCUCGAGCUCGUCCCCCUCAUUGCCGAGUGCCUUAAAAAGGACCCGGCGGAUCGCCCACCGAUGGAUAGCAUUGCAGAGUUUCUUGGGAUACUGGACGACCGCAGCAGGGGCAUCGGCAAUUCACUCGGCCUUGCGGGAGAGGGAGAGGAGAGGGAGGAGGCCGGCGCUUCUGCUGCCACUGCUGCUGCAGCGUCACCGUUGGCCCGUGCUGCCAUGGAAGGGGACUGGGAGGUGCUGCAUCGGAGGCUGGUCACUGUGUCAUUCACACCGCCACAGGAGCCAUCGUUUGAGGUGUGGAAUGCCGAAAUACAGGAUCUAGUGUCGUCAAGGCAGAGGGGAGACAAGGCGUUCAAGAGCCAGCAGUGGGAGGAGGCCAUUGCUCUCUACACCAAGUUCCUCAAGUGUGACUCGCCCCCGAUCCCCGUGCUGUUUGCGCGGCGUUGCUUGUCGCAUCUGCAACUGGGGCACUGGGAGGAAGCUUACCAGGACGCCCUACAGGCCCAGCAGUCCAAACCCCCGUGGCCUGAGGCAACCUACCUAGUAGCUGCUGCACUGAUUCGAUUGGGAAGAGCUGACGAGGGGCAGGAGAUGAUUGCUGCGGGCCCCAACCCAACUCUCGAGCGAACAUCGGGGCGCGAUAGUCACUCAGAGCUCAACAACGCCGCCUCAUCUUCCCUGCCUCCUCGCAUCGUGGCUCCGCAGGAAACGCCGAUUGCGGUGCAGCGUCGUUGGCCAUCCGCGCAAUAUCUCUUCCCCGCCAUCCCCGCGCCCCCUCCCCCGAACUCUUCCGCCGAUGCUUCCACCGCAGCUGCCUCCGCUUCACUCUUCCAAAACUGGCAACGCAAUAACGGGGCGGACGAUAACGAGGACGCGCUACCAGUGGUGACUAUAGCGGGGCCUCGACUAUGGGAAGUGCCCGGACGGCAACCAGAGAAACCCGCUAAACUAUCUGCCACGUCAGCAGCUACAACCUCUGCCACGUCAGCGGCUACAACCGCCGCUGCUGAUACAGCAGCGUCAGGUUCGUCGGGGUCCACUAGACGACCCAGUGGCGAGGAACUAUAUAUCGUGUAUUUCAGAAACGUGCCGUCCGUUAUAGACUAUAAGGGCGGCAUCCCCGGGUUUGCUGCUACAGCCGCUCCUGCUACAGGCGACGGUCUUACUGCCUCUGCUGCUACAGCCGCUACAGAUGAUGAUGCUGAUGAUGCUGGGGAGAGCUUGGAGGCUGGAUACGAUUCGGAUGCUACAGGGGCCCCGUAUGCUACAAAUGGUGCUGCUGGCGCAGGCGGAAGGUCCGCAGGCGCAAGCAGCGGAGGCGCAAGGAGCACAGGGGAAGCGAUAACAGGACUUCUAAACGCUUCAGUGGCAUCAAUCGCAACAGCAGGAGCAGGAGGAGUAGGAGGAGGAAGACGAGCAAGAUCAAGGGCAGCAGCAAGCAGAGCAGCGGCGGCGGCGGCGGCGGUGCAGGCGAUGGGGGCGCUGGACGGGCCGCGCGGCAGCAGGCGCGCGGACGAGCGCGAGAGCGACGUGCGCGCGUUCGCGCAGUUCGUGGGGGGCGUGCAGCAGCACAUGCUGCAGGCCGUCGGUAUUCCCAAGAAUCGCAUCGUGCACAGCUACCGCUACGUGUUAAACGGAGUGAGUAUCAAGCUGACCCGUUCAGAGGCCCAUCGCUUGCAGCGACACGAGUCAGUUCUCAAGGUGGAAAGAUCCCAAACGGUCUCUGUUCAGACCAUCCACACGCCGCAGUUCCUGCAGCUGCCCUCUCGCGUGUGGCCGAGCGUGGGCGGGAGGACCAAGGCGGGCAACGGCAUGAUCAUUGGGAUCGUGGAUACGGGCAUCUGGCCUGAACACCCCAGCUUCAGCGACAAGGGCUACCCCCCCGUGCCUCCCCGCUGGCGUGGCAAGUGCACGACCACGAGCGACUUCAAGGGCUGCAGCAAGAAGAUCAUUGGCGCACGCUACUUUGCCGAGGGGCUCGUGGCGUCUGGUGGGGUUGUGGACCCCUCCACCGAAUAUCUCUCUCCCAGGGACGCCAGUGACCACGGCACGUGGUGUGCGGGGGCCGCAGCAGGCAACCCGGUGAAAGUAUCCGGAGGAGGGGUGCAGUUCGGUACAGCGAGUGGCAUGGCACCCAGAGCACGGAUAGCAGUCUACAAGGCCAUCUGGGUGCAGGGCAAGCUGGCCGUUGGAUCGGACUCGGACGUGUUUGCAGCCGUUGAUCGCGCGGUGGCGGACGGUGUGGAUGUGCUGAGCAUGUCAGUGGCAAUCAACGAGGAGACCUACUUCAAGCACCUGGCGAUGUUAAGGGCUGCUAGGGCAGGGGUGUUUGUGUCACUGGUAGCGGGCAACAGCGGGCCUCCCCCAGCAAGCCCCAAGCUCUAUCGCACGCUCACCAACCUCUCGCCUUACUACAUAACUGUUGCAGCCAGCACGUCCAGCCAAGCCUGGCCGCCCCAAGCCCGGCUGUCGCUGGGCAACAGGCAGAGCUACCUGGGGGAGACACUCCUGGGCGGCAGCACUGCCACGCGCCGCCUGCCUCUGGUGGAUGGCAAGACAGCCGCGGCUGCCGGGUACACGGCUUCUCAAGCCGAAGCCUGCGUGCCCUACUCCCUCUCUCCUUCCAAGGUGCGAGGCAAGAUCGUGGUGUGCUGCACGGGAUUCUCCUACGCGAGUGAGAAGGCAGCAGAGGUGGCGAGGGUGGGCGGGCGGGCGAUCAUUGUGGUGCCAUAUGCGAAUGGGGAGGGCGCAGUGAAGGCCGUGGCCUUGGGAUUGCCAGGGCUGUUCCCUGUGUUCUGGAAGGGCAAGGCCAUUCGCGAGUAUAUUCGCAGCACCCCCAAUCCCACCGCAACCCUCUCGGCGCUCUUCCUACCCAAGCAGGUGGCUCCCGAAAUGGCCGUCUUUUCAGGCGCAGGUCCCUCCGUCAAUCCCGCUGCAGGCUUCUACGACAGCAGCAAGGUCACCAACGCCAUCUUAAAGCCCGACAUCACCGCGCCGGGCGUCUCUCUCCUCGGACCCAUGGCCGCGGGUCUGCGUCGGUGGAGCCGCCCACUUCUGGAUUUUCAAGGAGCAGCAGAACGAGCGGAGAGCAGGCAAGCGGAGAAACAGGCGAGCGGAGAAGCAGGAGCGGAGAAACGGGCGAGCGGAGAAAAGGAGCGUAGAAACGGGCGAGCGGAGAAAAGGAGCGUAGAAACGGGCGAGCGGAGAAACAGGAGCGUAGAAACGGGCGAGCGGAGAAAUAGGAGCGUAGAAACGGGCGAGCGGAGAAACAGGAGCGUAGAAACGGGAGCGGAGAAACGGGCGAGCGGAGAAACGGGCGAGCGGAGAAACAGCGACCGGAGAAACGGGCGAGCGGAGAAACGAGCGAGCGGAGAAACAGGAGCGGAGAAACGGGUGAGGCGCUUGGACUUUCAACGAACAGCAGGCGAACGGAGGGGCAGACGAGCAGGGCAGGAGGUGAGCGGAGCAGCAGACGAGCGGAGCAGCAGACGAGCGGAGCAGCAGACGAGCGGAGCAGCAGGCGAGCGGAUCAGCAGGCGAGCGGAGCAGCAGGCGAGCGGAGCAGCAGGCGAGCGGGGCAACAGGCAAGCGGAGCAACAGGAGAGGCUCUUUUCGGUUAUGGAUGCUAGUACUCACGAAACCUCCCCUGUUGAAGCACGAGCGCCAGCAGCAGCUUCGUCGGCCGCGUCAAUGGCGGCUUCCGCCGUUUCCUCCUUGAGCGCCGGCGCCUCCGACUCUUCCGCCGCAUCUACCGCCGCUAUUUCAAUCGAGGAGUCGCCUCACGGUCGAACCGCGUCCCCGUGCGCCGCGUGCAAGUUCCUUCGGCGGAAAUGCACGGCGGAGUGCGUUUUCGCGCCGUACUUCCCGCCGGACCAGCCGGGGCGAUUCGCGAACGUUCACCGCGUGUUCGGCGCGAGUAACGUCACGCGGAUCCUGGCGGAGCUUCCGCCGGAGCUGCGCGGAGACGCGGCGAAUAGCAUGGCGUACGAGGCGGAGGCGCGAGUUCAGGACCCGGUGUACGGCUGCGUGAGCGCGAUUUCGUUACUGCAGCAGCACGUCGUUCAUCUGCAAACGGAGCUGCUUGUAGCGCAGCAGGAGCUUUCGGGGCUGCAGCGCGAGCUAGAAGCUUCCGCGCAGGCAGCGCAGGCGCAAGCAUCACAGGCGCAGGGGCAGGCGCUUCACCUUUCCGCUGCAGCUGUUCCUGCGCCAGCCCAGACACCUGUACCAACCACUGCCGCCAAUCCCCCCCCCGAGUCAGCCAUGACCCAAGAGCCUCCCGCAUAUCCCCCAACCCACACAACCGCAACCAACCCCCUCUCUUUCCCCACUGACCCCUCUGCCCUCUCUGCCCCCGCUGUCCCCACUGCCCCCACUGCUGUCCCUUCUGCCCCCUUCGCCACUGCUCCCUCUUUUGCGGUCCCCGCUGCUGCUGCUGCUGCCGCUGCCCCUUCUGUAGCAUGCGCAUCCCAAGCAGCGGCAGCAGCAGCCGCAGCGGCAGCAUCAGCUCCAGACGCCUCUGUUCCACCUCCAUUGCUGCUGAACUCUGUAACAGGUGCUGUGGAAGGAGGUGCUGGUGUGCCGCUAAUGCAUGCCUCGUUUGAGUCUCAAACGCCCUCGCCUGCUGGUACUGCAAUUGUGACCUCAUUACAAGCUGCUCCUGUUGCUGCAUUGCAGCCUGCCCCUGUCUCUGUGCUGUAA